Cladocopium goreaui is the source of this 1575-nucleotide messenger RNA. The record is from the annotation of a GenBank genome assembly. NCBI's taxonomy places the organism in Eukaryota, Dinophyceae, Suessiales, Symbiodiniaceae.
AUGAUUCGAACGGGGUGGUCGCGGCUUACAACCGGAUGGGGCACCACUACCUCGGCAGAGAGCGCAGCAAUUGACCAGCUGUUGAAUACGCACCGGGCGCUGCUCCUAGAUGGAGGACGUGCCGAGGUGGGUAGUGAAGCUGGCUACAGUGCUUGCGCCAUCUUCCUGAGCUCCGUAGAGACCGCUGCGAAGACCUUUGGUCUUGAGGCGGCACCCCGUGGAUAUCGAAAGAAAUUCUCAGCAAAUUACCGUGCACUUUUCCCAGACGAUGCGCGGCACUAUCGGGUCGAUGUGCUUGAAGCAAGCGCCGAUCAGCACUCUGCAAUCUGGGUGAACGGUGACAAGUUUGAGCUCAGCCCAGAGGCCAUUUGCCAUGCUGAAGCUUUGCAAAAGGCUUGGAGCGAUCUCACUCAGCUUCUGGAUGCGUCGGCCGCAGCUCCUGAUGGAUGUCGACAUCCAGGCCGAUCGGAACUCUGUGCAGUGCUGGAUUCGCUGGAUGUAGCCUGGGCCGGCUUCGAGCAUAAGUACAUUGCCGAGCUGAUCGAGAUUGAGGAACAAGCAAGACGGUUGAUCAUCAAGGCAGUAGAACUUGAGGCGAAGCUCGCAACAGUGGAGGAUGCCCCUCAAAAGGGAAAAGAAACUGUCGAACUGCAGAGAGCGCUAGUGCAGGGCAUUGCCCAUCUCAACUCUGUGGCCAACUUCCGUCGUAAGGGACGUGACGACCUGGGCUUUGACAUAUUGGAGAGUGCGUCGGAGGUGCUGAGCAAGUUUGGCUUGAGCAGUAAAGACAUCGUAGCUGCCGGUGAGGGCAAGGGCUUCGCAGCGGCAGCUAUCCAAGAUGCUGUGUCCAGAAGUGCCGGAGUGUCCAUGGCAGUUGAUGUGGUUGGCUCUUUUGAAGCGAUGCGCCGGUACUUGCGUGAAGUCAAGAAGUGUUUGGAGCGCGUUGAUCCGCACCUGUGUAACAACGUUGGCCUUGUUGCCAGGCUCGUCGACUGGGAGGAGAGCUGGGAAAUUGGCGCUCGCUAUGUUCGGCAGAGAUCUCUCUUUGAAGCCAACAACGACAUCGUUGCUGAGUUCCGAAUUGCUCAAAACCUGGCGCCUGCGUUCACAACCAUGUGCACUGAUUGCGAUGUGGAGCUCUUCCUCGUCCUUCCGAGGAUGGUGAUUUUGUGUUGCUUGGAAAAGCCGCUGGAGCCACGGGCAGGACUCUUGAGGAGUCUGCUGCCACACCGCUUCCCAGAGAAUGCCAACAGUGGCCUGGAACAGGACCCCGAGAUGGCGGCUCUGCUCGCACAAUUCAAACAGGUCAUUCAGCUGUUGGUCAGCGAAGACCGUGACUCUGCGCCCCAUGCAACGCUCGUGCGUCGUGCAGUUGCGGGUACAGCUGACGAGGUACGGCACCUUCCUCGGCCAGUGCUGGAACGAGUGGAACAUCUCAUGCGUGAUGUAGAGAAGUGGUCCCUCGAGCUCCAGCGCAAAAAUGCGGAGGAUUGGAAUCAGUGCAGUUCUGUCCUGGUACAAUGUAUGAAUGGAAGCUCUCAGAAGCAGCAUCUGCUGCCCUCAGGCAAGUUUCAG